AUGUCUCGGCCCCAACGAAUGUCGCUUGCGGAGAAGCACGAAACAAUCCUAGCGCUCCAACAGCACCGCAUCAACACCCUAACUGGCCUGCGCCAUGUCGAAAAAGCCUUCGCCGCUCUCAACACGCCCGACGUCAGCGAGCCCAUGACCGCAGCAUGGACAUACUACGUCUCGUCCAACAACUUGUUGACCGAGCUGCGCGGCUUGACGAGGAACUACCCAUUCAGUUCGUACUGCGUGGACGAAGCGAAGCGCAGAGUCUACGCUGAUCCGGAGAGUAACCGGAGUUGGAAUCUGUGCUGGCUAGUCCUACAGAAGAUCAAGGAUGAUAAGUUGAUAGGGUAUUAUGCGCAAUAUCAGGCAAGUCAGCCUGCGACGUGGGGUGGGCACAAGCCGACGGAUGAGCAUGUGAAACAGCUUACGGGUGUGCUUGUUAGGGAGUGGAAGGGUGCGCUGGAGCAGAUGUUGAGGUAUUGGGAGGAGCCGCCAACGCAGUGA
Messenger RNA from Macroventuria anomochaeta, 498 nucleotides. RefSeq lists its product as uncharacterized. The coding region runs from base 1 to 498 and encodes 165 amino acids. NCBI's taxonomy places the organism in Eukaryota, Fungi, Ascomycota, Dothideomycetes, Pleosporales, Didymellaceae. The record is from RefSeq and is a predicted model, not a curated record. The transcript is spliced from 3 exons.